Messenger RNA from Cantharellus anzutake, 846 nucleotides. RefSeq lists its product as uncharacterized. The coding region runs from base 199 to 699 and encodes 166 amino acids. The transcript is spliced from 4 exons. NCBI's taxonomy places the organism in Eukaryota, Fungi, Basidiomycota, Agaricomycetes, Cantharellales, Hydnaceae. The record is from RefSeq and is a predicted model, not a curated record.
CUGCGAAGCCAUGUCGGCAGACUGCGGCUCUCAUCAGCUUGUGGCCAGGGUAAUUUAGCCUGGCCAGUAUAUAGCACAGUAUGGGCGGCAGCCAAUCACACUUUGUCACCGAUCCUAUACGAAUGGGAUUACAUCGUUGUUGGAGUGGGACCAGGGGAGACACAUAAAGCUGACUGGGGACUGCUGGCUGCGUUCUAAAUGAAAAGUUUUGAGUUCUACCCUCGUCUGACGCCUUUUCAUGGAGUGGACUCAGUCGAUUAUCUCAAUCAUUCCACGCUUGUGUGCUGCUGUAUCUUCAAGACGCCCUUUCGGCACACAGGUAUAGAUUUUAAUAAAUUAAUAUGGAGCAAUCACGCGGAUUGUGUCACUUUUCUUAAGACCUCUCAUCCCGGGAGCUGUGGAAGUCCAACCUAUCGAAUCUCUGAUGCUCCAGUACCAGAUGCAACGUCAGGGCCAGGCGCGCCCGAUAUUGAACUUGUCAGCUUUCCUGCGACAUAUUCCCAUGUUAGGUUGAGCCAGGUGCAAAGUCAUUUAUGUAGUAUAGUGAGCGAUCACAAUACUAACGGACAUAUGCUGACGAUUCGAAAGCCACUUAUUCAUCUUAGGCCUGAGAGUCAAGGUUCUGUCACCGUCCAAUCCGGGUCAACCUUGGUACCUUAUCUAACCGUUACGAUCCAGUUAUCUGGUGUCGAAAGUUGAUUCUCAGGCUUUGUGUGGGGCGUCCGCGUCGUGUUGAAGGUGUCACGCACCAAACCACUUUCGGACCACCUUGUUUUUGUUGACCCUAAGGAGAGACCAAACAAUGACAUGAUGAACAUGUACUGGCUUGCUGAUCAUUGCAAGAUU